This is a messenger RNA of Synchiropus splendidus (mandarinfish), 6972 nucleotides long. It is a transcript of the gene ppp2r3a, whose product is annotated as protein phosphatase 2, regulatory subunit B'', alpha. NCBI's taxonomy places the organism in Eukaryota, Metazoa, Chordata, Actinopteri, Syngnathiformes, Callionymidae. Gene Ontology annotation, cellular component: protein phosphatase type 2A complex. Gene Ontology annotation, biological process: protein dephosphorylation. Gene Ontology annotation, molecular function: protein phosphatase regulator activity; calcium ion binding. The transcript has 14 exons. The record is from RefSeq and is a predicted model, not a curated record. The coding region runs from base 940 to 5052 and encodes 1370 amino acids.
UCCUCUCUCGCCGCUCAGCUCAGUCUCUCCGUGAGCUGUCACCAGAUUCCCACACAAACGAGGACCUGCGAGGAAGAACCAGCGAGCGUCGUUUCCCGCGAAGCCCUGUGUGAUUCCUCCGCCUUCUGAGAGCUCGUCGUGACGGAGCCGGACGCGGCUGCUGCGGAGCAGAGGGAGCCCUGGAGAAUCCAGGUGAAAGAUCUUCCCUGUGAUACAGUUGGGAGAAGAUCACUUGAAUUUGGUGGCGUCUCCUUGUCAGAGAGAAAGACUCUCUCUGUCACAUGGGUGCCAGCGGGAGACAGGGGGCUUGAGAGAAUAUGCUGGAGUGACAGUGGAGGCAGACACUGCGAGAGAGGCCAUCUGUGCUGAGUCCUGUCCUUCUCUGCAGCUGUGUCGGAGUCAGCAAGUACUUUUCAGCUGCUGUGGGACUUAAAAAAAAAACCUGAGAGUUGGAUACAAGGGUUCUUCCGACUUCUGAUUGCUCAGGGGAUGAAUCCAGACUGGAGAAAUGUUGAGGCCUCACCGACUUUGGAUUAGGCCCCUGGGGCUGCAUCUGUGGCGGGAAUGGUGAUACUUCAGCUGGAUCUUCCGCUGUCGCCAUUUUCCAUGGCUGUCAUUAGUGGAUAAUGAGCUGCUGCCAGGGAGGAAAUAGUGAAGGUGCCCUCACAGCUGCUAUUAACAAGCUCUCAGAUCCAAGAGAAGGAAUGAUUUGCCCCCCAAGCACAUUGGAUGUUUAAAGCCUUUUCUCCUGGUGUUGCGGAUUAACAGCCUUGAAACAUCUCUUCAAACACCGCCGUGUUUUUUAUUACUACGUUGGAUGUCCUUACUUUUCGUGGACAUAUUGCUCUGCAGAAAAACUACUUUUUAGAACACACCUGUGUUGGUCUAUGUCUUUGGUCGUCCUAUGACCUGACAGACGUGUUUAAGAUACCAUUCACAAUGGCAGCAGCGUAUCGCGUGGUGGUGAGCAGUGUGAGCUGCUACAACAGUGUGGUAGUGGACCGGCGUUCUCACUCUCAUGCUGUGCACUACUGCGCAGGGCCAUGUGGGGCACAGUACCAGGGACUGGACUGUGCUGUUGCCCACCAUGGGACCUGCUCUGAGCUUCUCGUUGCCCCUGAACCAAACUACUCUGACUCAUUCAGCUCAGCUGUGAACUCACGGAUCACUCAGCAGCUUCCCACCCAUGGUAAACUUACCAUGGACUCAAGUUACAGCGCUAGCGUGGCUCUAGAGAGGGCAGGCAGCGCCGGUAACUUGGCUUUAGGUGAUGACAGCCCUAUUUGGAAAGGUAAAAAGAUUCAUGGUGGCGGUGGAUCAACUGGAAACCUAAGUUCUGCUGGCAGUUUGAAGGACAUCACAGAGGAAGCCAUCAACCUGGCCAGUGGUAAGCUCAAAGAGUUCUCCUUUGAUAAGCUCCGUCUUUCAUCCAGCCAUGUCACCUUGCGGAAAGGCCGCAAAGUCCGUCCUGACUCCUUUAACCGCCGCUCCGCUGACCUGGAGCUCAUCUACGGCCACUUCAGCUCCAACGUCACCACCAACGGAAGCACAAACGGGAUGACGAAUGGCACAGCCAAUUCUAAUGAUGAGAACCAGCCACCGUUUAUUCUCGGGAAAGGCUUGGACGAGACGAAGCUCAAAGAUUCAGGCACUCUCUCUACAAUCACCAAACUCAGUGGGGGGUCUUCAAACAGUUUAUCCAGCAUAUGCAGUGGGACCCUUGAGCAAAGCUUGAACACAGUAGCCUCAUUGUACCGCAACACCCUUGGAGAGGAGAACGUCAUAGCCCGUCUUCUAGAAAAGACAUGGGGGGAGGCGGGUACCGGGGGAGCCGGCGGGGAGGACAUCCGUGCGUGUUUGGACAUCCUGCUCAAAUGUUCUGAAGACCUGAAGAAAUGCACCGACAUCAUCAAGCAGUGCAUCCGACGUAAAGCUGGCGGAGGGCCGGAGGACGGCACGGCUAGUCCGGACAGCGUGUACCGGGCCAUGAUGAGUCGGCUCAGCUCGUAUCUGAAGAGGCUCCCUCUGGAGUUGGAAGGAAUUGGGAACUUGGGAUCUCAGAAUGCUCUGGGAAGUGGCCACAGUGAUCUGGCUGAACUGGUGAAUACCCUCCAUUCGAUACAGCAGGGACCGUACUCGCCCAUAUUUGGAAAUGAGCAACCUCCUCGUUAUGAGGACGUUGUUCAAUCCCCUCCCAUCCCAAAGAGUCAUUCUGCGUCCCCCACUCCAUCCUCCGUAUGCCCCUCCUCCCCAUCGCCCAGUAAGUUUGACCAUAUCCACACUGCACCUGUCCAGAGCUCCUUUUCCAGAGCAGGUACCCUCAGCAAUGGACUGCAGCAUUCACAGUCUCUUUCGUUCACGCAGCACACGCUCUCUCCGCCGUCUGUCACCUCGUCAUCCAACUCCUCUCCCGCACACUCUCCAUCCCUUCUUCGCAGAUCCCCAACCCCACCCUACACCCACACCCCUCCUCCUUCCCCCAUGGAGGCGCUCUAUAUCGAAGAAGAUGACAGCGACUUCAGCAAGACGCCAGACCUGCUCUCUCAGCCUAUGCAUAUGCCAAUCAGAGGCGAGAUUACAACCAACAGCCAAAAUGGAACUGUCAGUCAAAAGUCUCAGGCAACCUAUAAUUCCUCCAGUAGUUUGCCAGUGAUAGGCCCCAGCUCCACCAGGAGUUCUUCCGUGACACAAGUGAGCACGCAGAAAUCUGUUUCUCAUCGGAAUGAGGAUAUCGACAAGCUACUGAUGGAUUUGGAGAAUUUGUCUCAGAGUAUGAGCCACCCCAGAACCUCUGAGCCUCCCCUUCCAGCGAAGAUGCGGAAACGAGACGGAGACGGACGGAUGUUGAGUGAGUCCGUCACUCAACCCAAAAUGCUCCACUUCCCGGGCCAGCAAACACCCAACCACCUCUCUAUGAAUGGCAGAAGCUCCAGGACUCCUCAAGGUCUUAUGUCAACGAAGUUGGACUGCGGCGACACCCCUGUGGGCGAGGAGGAGGAUGGUGCUCUGCUGAUGAGAAUCCUGGAAAGCAUUGAGAGCUUUGCACAAGAGCUGGUGGACUCCGGGCCGGGAAGCACGGGCAGCGCUGAGAGGAAAUGUGGAAAAGAACGAGAGGUCAUGAGGCUUCUCCAAGAUAACCUUGCUGGCACUGGCAGAGGCGACACCCCUGUAGACAUGUCAGCCAUACCAGAAACUCCCUGUGCAGACACAGUUCCAGCUCUGCCACCAAAGAACUCCUUUGCUCAAAUCUCUGAAACCUCGUUGGUCCAGACACACACCCCAGUUGAGAACGAACCUGAACUUCCACCCAGUUAUUUUACCAGAUUGCUGGCUGUGUCUUCAUCUGAACCCUUGACUGAUGUGGCAGAUAAUCCUCUGGAUGUGUCUACAAAUAGUACGGAACCUGAAGUUCCUUCUGUGAAAUCACCCUCUUCAAAUGAGCAUUCAAAUUUCAGUCCAAAAUUAAAUGAGCUGCCAGAGCCGGAGCGCCAAGCUCUGACUGAUGGUGGCAGGGAUGCUGCUGUGGCAGACGACGACCCUGCACCAGCGACCGAUUCAUCUUCCACUCUCCUCAUCCAGCAGACUCCAGAGGUGAUCCGAGUCCAGUCAAAACCAGAGAAGAAACCAGCCACGCCUCCUCCAGCGCCCCCUACGCUGACAGCAGUCUCCCCCACUCCUCCACCUCACUCCCCCAGCCCUCCACCCGCCCCAGUGGUGGUCACACCUCCACCUCCUGCCAUCAACAUUCCCAGGUUCUACUACCCGCGCGGGCUGCCGGCCCUGGGCCCGACAGCCUCCAAUGAUGCGGCCAUCUCCAGCAUCGAAGCCGUUUUCACUGAGUUUGAGGAGGAGAAGGCUGAUAUCUACGAGAUGGGAAAGAUCGCGAAGGCGUGUGGAUGCCCACUUUACUGGAAGGCCCCCAUGUUUUACGCUGCAGGGGGCGACAGGACGGGCUUUGUCUCAGUUCACUCCUUCAUCGCGACCUGGAGAAAGUUGCUGCACAGUUGCCACGACGACGCCUCUAAAUUUAUCUACAUGCUCGCCAAACCUGGCUGCAACUACCUGGAACAAGAAGACUUCAUCCCUCUAAUGCAGGACAUUGUGGAUACACACCCGGGGCUCACCUUUCUCAAGGACGCUCCUGAAUUUCAUUCCCGUUACAUCACAACGGUGAUCCAGCGGAUUUACUACAUCGUGAACCGCUCGUGGACCGGACGCAUGACCAUGAUGGAGCUGCGCCGCAGCAACUUCCUCCAGACGCUGGCUCUGCUGGAGGAGGAGGACGACAUCAACCAGAUCACCGAUUACUUCUCUUAUGAACACUUCUACGUCAUAUACUGCAAGUUUUGGGAGCUGGACACCGACCACGAUCUCUACAUCGACCACAAGGACCUGGCCCGAUACAACGAUCAUGCAUCCUCGAACCGGAUCAUUGAAAGAUUGUUUUCUGGUGCGGUUACCCGUGGGAACGCUGUCCAGCGGGAAGGCAGGAUGAGCUACGCCGAGUUUGUUUGGUUCCUGAUCUCCGAGGAGGACAAGAAGAAUCUCACCAGCAUCGAAUACUGGUUCCGCUGCAUGGACGUGGACGGCGACGGCGUUCUGUCCAUGUACGAGCUGGAGUACUUCUACGAGGAACAGUGCGAGAGAAUGGAGCGAAUGGGCAUCGAACCGCUGCCCUUCCAGGACUUGCUCUGUCAAAUGCUGGACCUGGUCAAACCCGAGUGUUCAGGGAAGAUCACUCUGAGCGAUUUGAAGCGCUGUCGGAUGGCCCACAUCUUCUUUGACACCUUCUUCAAUCUGGAGAAAUACCUGGACCACGAGCAGAGAGAUCCGUUUGCAGUGCAGAAGGACGUAGACAGCGAGGGUCCAGAGCCGUCCGACUGGGAUAAAUAUGCCGCAGAGGAAUAUGAGAUUCUGGUGGCAGAGGAGACUGCCAACGAACAGCUGCACGAAGGCUCCUUUGAUGACGACUACGAGUCUGAGGAGCUCCCAGUGUCGGGGGACGUCGGGAAUAAGAUGGAUAAACUCGUCAUUUCGGACCUGACAGCUUAAUCUACUGAGGAUUUGAUGUGGAGAAGGGACAGCUGACGACGACGGGGAGGGAUCACGGCUCUUAUUUAUCAGUGUGUGUGUGUGAGACUGAAGCAGAAGUGUCUGUGUCGAAUGCAAUAAUGCGUCUGAAAACUUGGAGAAGUGCGAGAAGACAAUCAGCAGGAGACACUGUCAGUGUUUCUUACAGCGACUACUGAACCGUGUUGGAAAGCUGCUCACACAGCUUGUGUUCCUUGUAGAGGAAGUUGUUAAAACUCUCGGCCCAUCAAGGAAGGAUCAUGUAACAGCUCUGGAGGUCAAAAGAGCUCCACACGGUGGCCACUCUGUGCUGCUGCGUGCGGUCACCCACGCAGGGUUGCUAUGGGUUGGUUGAACUUUUAAUGAGUUCAGCCCAGCGCUCGGCCGGCUCUAUUCUUAGAGCAGCACCGCUGGAGUCACUGCGAAGCCCGGAAAAGCUCUACGUGGACCGUCAUAUUUCAGCCAUUUAGAGAGACCAGGAGGUCGCUCUCAUGCAAACAAAUCCAACUCUCUGGCAGAGUUGCUCACGUGUUUGAGAAGGAAGAUGCAAUAGAUCUCCAUUUACUGCUUUCAUUAUUCAUAAAUAUUUUAUUGUGGGUUUGAAAGUCUCAUUUCGCGGUCGUCCAUGCGCCCACCACUUUAGUGUUUUGAGAACUGCAGUCGAGUGUAUUCCAGUCCUGAUGUUUAAAACAUUGGCGCUGUACUUUGUGAUGCAAAAAAAUGAUAAGUUAAUCCUAAAUGUGACAAACUGAAGGUCUGCCUCACAAGCCUUAUGAGUCUUGGAAACGGCUUUCUUUAACCACCCUGAAACAGACUUUCAUGUCGACAGAAAGACAGGAUUUCCAAAGAAAUGUCAUGAAAAAAAGGUGGAUUUUAAAAAGAAAAAAAGUCACUGGCUCAUACAUGACUUAUUCUAUUUCUGCAAGAAAAAGUAUGGAGCGCCUUAAGGGACAUGGAGGAAGAAGACAAAGUUAAGGCAGUGUUUUUUGUUUUUUUUUAACGGUAAGAAAAAUCUACUUUUUAAAGGGGAAAAUGUAAGGGGGAAAAAAAAUGUUUUACUCUCCCUUGAAUUGUUUUCUUCUAUGUCCCUUAUGGAGCAACAUUCUUUGUCUUCCUCCAUGUCCCUCAUGGGGCUUCAUAAAAAAGCAACUGUUAUAUGAGGCCAUUGAAAAAGUUAUUUAUUUAAAAGCUGCUUUUUAUUGGGUGUUUAUGUCAUUGAUAGACUGAUACAAUGCCCCAGUUUGUAUGACUUCAUGUGCCUGUGUGUGUGUUUUGCGUCCUCCUUCCUGAUGACUGUCAGACGGGUGAGUGAGUUUUUGGGGCGUGUGAUGUGGACUCGUGUUUGAUCAAGUCAAAGUCGCAGCGCCGGAACCAUGAGUGUUCUGAAGGUUUGUGUCCUGUAACUGUCCCUGACUGUGUUGUGGUGCUGCGUCAUUGUAAACUUUUUGUUUUCACUGCGCCACUGUGUGGCUCCGGGUCCGGGGGGUAACUUAAUGUUUGCUUGUGUGUUUGAAACUCAUCGCUUCUGUUGAGGAAAGAAGAAGACAAUCAAGAGGAUCUGGGGUGUUGUCCUCGCACACUGAACUAUGCAAUGUGUCUCACACAUGCAGCGUCAGCGGAGGAGCCAAGCCAUGCAGGACUGUCAUUUCUCUGUUGAUUUGUAAAGUGGAAAAUACUCUUAUUGUGUUGCGCUUCCUUUGUGCGAGGGGGUGGUGUAGAUGUGUUCUGUUUGAGCAUGAUUUUACUUCUCUUCUUUGUUUUAUCUUCCAACAUUCUUUCCUCCCUUCAACGGUUCUUUCUUUAUUUAUUGCUUCUACUUUUUUAUCUCUCACUUCUUCUUUUCUUUCCUCUUUCUUUCUUACGUUUUCUCAUCGGACAAGUGCUGCUUUCGUCUGAAUUUUC